UUUCAUUUCGGCUCCAAACUUUGCUCGCUAGAUCUGGAUGAAGUAAGUUGAUCAUAGAAAAUAGAACGGCCUUUUGACUUCCUCCACGAUGAAUCCUUGUAUUUUAAUAGUGUCUAGCCUUUUUUCUCCCUCCGCUUUAUGCCUUUGUUUGUUAUAUGCUCUGUAUGUUCCUUCUCCUUCCUUCACUGUCGGUUGUUUGGUCGAUUGUCGGGGUAGGGUCGAAGGUCGGAGGUAUCGUGAUUGGGGAGGUCGUAGUUAUUCGAGGUCGCAGGUAUUCGAAGUCAUGAGUCGUCGAGGUCGUACAUUGUCGUCGUGUCGCCCCUCUCCAUCUCCACUACCCAUCCCAAACUUCAGCUACCAUUUCCAACUUCUUCACAUGCUCAAGUCCUCCUACCCAAGACUUCCUCCUACCCAAGACUUCCUCCUACCCAAGACUUCCUCCUACCCAAGACUUCUUCCUACCCAAGACUUCCUCCUACCCAAGACAUCUUCCUACUCAAACCAUCCAAACCUUCCCAACCAAAAGUCCUUUCCAAAUUCCAACUACCGCAUCGUAUCCAAGUCCUCCCACCCCCUCCUACUCCAAACUUUCUCCAAGCUCUCCUUCUAUCAAUAUCCACCCAGCCUCCAAAUUCCCUGACCAACUCCUUCCAUUUCCAAGCCCCAUGCAUCUCCAACUUUCCAUCGCAAGAUCCUUAGCCCCAAACCCUUUCCGACUUCACCUCCUCCGUCCAACUCAGACCCUUCUUCAGAAUCAAAUCCAGACAGUCUAUCUAUCAGCC
Mollisia scopiformis is the source of this 782-nucleotide messenger RNA. RefSeq lists its product as uncharacterized. The record is from RefSeq and is a predicted model, not a curated record. Bases 89 to 640 code for a protein of 183 amino acids. The transcript has a single exon. Lineage: Eukaryota; Fungi; Ascomycota; Leotiomycetes; Helotiales; Mollisiaceae.